AUGCAUUCAUGUGUGUGCAUGCUGACACUUGAAGCUGAACUCUCGGCUCUCCCCUGGUUGCUCAAGCAGCCGCGGCGGCUCCGGGGCGGCGGGGAGGGCGGCGCCGCCAGGGGUGUCGCCCGGCGGGCUCCCCGGGGGAGGCGCCGCCGGCGGAGCUGGGGACCCCCCAAGGGUGCUAGUUGGGCCGCGCUGCGGAUCUCGGUCCCCGCCGGCGGGAAAAGCGAAAGUCUGCAGCCGCCAAGGCUCAAUCCCGGGUCCGACGGUCUCCGGGGCUGCCUGGACUCCCGCCCCGUCUCGUCCCCGCAGGUGGGGCCCGGAGCCGUGCGACCUGCCCGCGCCUGCACGGGCAGCAGCUGCAGCAGCGCUGGGCGGCGCCCCGGGCCCCUCUCCCGGGACCCUCGCCGAGAGAAGGGCUCCCCACGUACCCGUACCGGGUCUCCAAGCGGGACCCCACCCCAGCCCCGCGCCCGGGUCCCCAGGUGCUGCGACCCCAGCGCGCGCCCGACCGGGACCCCCACCCACACAGUGCCCGCGCCUGGCCCUGCCUACCGCUCCGGGGAGGCUGCCGCCGCCGCCCGGUCUCCAGGGCCGAGGAGGCUUCCCGCCGCAGGGAGCGAAGUCGCCUCCUCCCCGCGGCCCCGGCGCCAGCGCUGGAGCCUGGUGCCUGCUGCGAGCGCGCAGGAUACCCGAGCGCGACUUCUGUGCAAAGAAGAAAAUGCAACCGAAGGCUUUAAAGUGAAAAAGGAACGCGCUAGGGGCGGGACCACCCCGCCCCGCCCCGCCCCGCCCCUCUUCUUCUUGCCUCGCCCCGCCCCCCCGGCUGGGGUUCAGGCGGCCGCGCGGGGGGCGCAGUGCGCUGCUGGGUCCGAGGCUGGGGCGCGGGGCGGGUGGUGUGUCACGUGCCCGGCGGUCGUUCCACAGCUUAUGCAGCCGCCGCCCCCCUCCUCUGCCUGCGCCAUCGCCCCACCCGGAGGCCAUCGGGGCGCUCCGGGCGGCGCCGAAGCUGUGGUCCCUCCGGAGGCGUCUUUGGGAAACGCUGGGCAGCCUCCGCUGGGUAAGAGGCCUUGGUUGCAACACCCGGAGGGCUGCAGCGGUGCUGGGCCAGCCUGGGCGCGGGGGAAGAGGGAGCGGGCGGGGGUUUACUAA
Molecule: messenger RNA, 1146 nt
Organism: Rangifer tarandus platyrhynchus (Svalbard reindeer)
Lineage: Eukaryota; Metazoa; Chordata; Mammalia; Artiodactyla; Cervidae
Source: the annotation of a GenBank genome assembly